AACAAACUGACGAUCACUUCAUUAGAAAUUAGAAGUGUUUGUGCUACGUUUUUUUAAACAUUAGAUAACUUUAAAAUGAAACUUGAACAUUUCACUUGCGUUUUAGAUCCUGAAACAAAAACAACAUUAAAAAUAUACCUUUACAAAAAUGUGCAAAACAUCGAGGAAAUUAGGAAUCUAGUUACAAACGGCGAGUGGAACUGUGCAAUUAUUAAGCCUAGCUUGAUCUUAGAUCCAUUUCAAGUGGCUGUGGCGGCGAACAGAGCAGUUGUCGCAGCGAAAUUGAGUACAAUGGUUACGCGAACUGUGUUCGGAGAAAUUUUGUACAAUUUAUCGCUUACCAAAAAUAUAACACAAAGUUUAAGCAAGUUUGGAAUAGAAAAAAGCCAUGAUUUACUCGUAUGCUUCUUAGUUACAAAUGAAAUAGAUUGCAGACCUGAAAUACUUCCCGAAAUAAAAGGUGAACAGUGUUCUAUUACAGAACUAUGCAAUUUUACAAAUCUGAAAGAUGUAAAAUCUGUAUACAAACUAAAUAACCUCAAAAGUGACGAAGGAUUACUAGAUAUAAUUGUAAGCAGAAUGACAACAAAAAAUUUUGUUUCUUAUUAAAAUUAAGUCAUGCAGUUCUUACUACCUACACCCAGUUACACGCACAUUAUAUGUAAUUCAGAACUAAUGAAAUGCCUUUACCUAGGCUGUACUAGUCAAUUUGCAGAUUUGGAUGUAUAUAUAAUUAUUAAUAGACAUCCAGCACUCUCCAGUCAUGUUAUUUACCAUGAUAAACAGUAUUCUAUGUAUUAAUCCAUUAUAUAGUCUCUGUGUGCAAUUUCAUCCAAAUCUGUUCAGUUAUUUUUGUGUAACCCAAUUACAUAUUUAAAACUCAUAUUUAUAACAGGAGAUUCUCAUGCCUCUAAUAAAACUAAAUCUGGAUACUCUUUGAUGAUCCUUAAGACAAGCUAAGCUGAAUAGCCUAAGCUAUAGGGCAAUAAAUAAAUGAAUAAAAAUGUCCACUGAAACAUUCAGUGAAACCAAAAAACAAUAUAAUAAUACUAAGAGGUAGCAUAUUCUCUUAGUUUCAAGGAUCUAUAGGUGACGUCUAUGAACUCUGUAACCCCAUAACACUAUUCCAGACCUUGUGCCUUAACUAUAAAAAUAUAACUAAAUAAAACAAUAGAAUUUA
Molecule: messenger RNA, 1180 nt
Organism: Bombyx mandarina (wild silkworm)
Lineage: Eukaryota; Metazoa; Arthropoda; Insecta; Lepidoptera; Bombycidae
Product: EKC/KEOPS complex subunit TPRKB
Biological process (GO): tRNA threonylcarbamoyladenosine modification
Cellular component (GO): nucleus; EKC/KEOPS complex; cytosol
Source: RefSeq, a predicted model, not a curated record